Messenger RNA from Erigeron canadensis, 3093 nucleotides. Its product is annotated as protein phosphatase 2C 29-like. NCBI's taxonomy places the organism in Eukaryota, Viridiplantae, Streptophyta, Magnoliopsida, Asterales, Asteraceae. Gene Ontology annotation, biological process: protein dephosphorylation. Gene Ontology annotation, molecular function: protein serine/threonine phosphatase activity. The record is from RefSeq and is a predicted model, not a curated record.
AUCAGCUCUUUUUUCUCUCACUACUUCUUUCUUUGAUUCACACACGCUUACUGUGUGUAUUCAAAAUAUACAUACAUAUACAUACAUAUAUACAUACAAAUUUGUUACAACAAACUUCACUUCAUUUUACUAAAGUCACAAAUCAAAUGUGAUGGGAAGUGGAUUCUCCUGCUUCAAUCCAUCGACGGCGUUAAGCAAACGGCGGAGCACCACCUCACCGGACCUCAACUUCACCGGCACCGGCGAGCAACCGCCGCCGCUAGAUGAAACCCUAGGUCACUCUUUUUGUUACGUCAGGUCAUCUGCGAGAUUUAUAUCACCUACUCACUCCGAUCGGUUUUUGUCUCCGUCUCAAUCGCUUCGAUUUUCUCAAAAUCAAAACGGUGUCGUUUUGGAAACUGGAUUUAAAGCGAUUUCAGGCGCUUAUGUAAGUGCUAAUUCGUUUACCCCUAGAACUGUUGAUAUUUACGAUUCUGCCACUGAUACUGAUAAUCAUAAUAACAAUAAUAUUAAUAAUAUUACUUAUAGUAGUAGUAGUAGUGUUAAGGCUGGUAGUAAUAGUGUUAGUGUAAUUAAUGGAUUUGAAAGUACGUCGUCGUUUAGUGCUUUACCGUUGCAGCCUUUACCUAGAGGAGAUUCUGAUUCAGGCAGGGGAGGGUUUUUUAUGUCCGGACCGAUUGAGCGUGGGGCGUUGUCUGGUCCGUUGGAUUCGGAUUUAGGUCAUGGUGGAGGUAGUGGUGGUGUUCCGUUUUCGGCACCGUUGAAUAGCGGAAUGUACCUUAAGAAGAAGAGGAGGAAAGGGGAUGGAUGGGAUAGGAAGGCAUUUAAUAGAAAUUUCCCGAGGCCUUGGGUAGUUCCGGUUAGGAAUUUUGUGGGAGGCCGGAAGGAGGGAGGCGGAGGUGGAGGGGGAGAGGGAGGGGAGGAGGGAGGGCUGAAGGAUGACAGGGAUGUGCAAUGGGCGUUGGGGAAAGCGGGUGAAGAUCGGGUUCAUGUGGUGGUGUCAGAAGAACAUGGGUGGUUGUUUGUUGGGAUUUAUGAUGGGUUUAAUGGUCCUGAUGCUCCUGAGUUUUUGAUGGGGAAUUUGUAUAAAGCGAUGUAUAAAGAGCUUGAAGGUUUGUUUUGGGAUUUGGAUAAUACGGUUCAGGAUCAGAGUCAGUGUCAGAGUCAUAGUCAGGGUGAUGUUCGAGUUCAAGAUCAAGCUCAAUCUUGUUUGCAGGAAUUACAAGAAAAAGAAAUUAGAGAUGUUGUUUUAGUACCUGAGAAUGUUGUAAAGAAGGUUUCGUUUCGAUCAGGAGAAGAAAUAGUGAUUAGGAGAAGGAGAUUAUGGGAAUAUCUUGCAGAGGAAGAACCUGAAGAUGGGCUUGAUCUUUCUGGUUCUGAGCGGUUUGCAUUUUCGGUGGAUGAUGCACUUAGUGUAAGCAAAAACAGUUCCGGUGUUAAUCGAAGGUCAUUACUGCUGUCUAAAUUAAGAAAUGGAUUCACUAAGCAUAAGGAAGGUAGUAAGUUGUUUGCUUGGAAAUUUGGGUUGGAUACUAAAGAGCAUAAAGAAGCGGAAAACAGAAUAGAGGAGACAGGUAAUGUUGUUAAAAGUGUUAGGAAGAAAAAAGCUGGUCCGGUAGACCAUGAUUUGGUGUUGAGAGCAAUGUCGAGGGCUUUGGAAGUAACCGAGGUUGCGUAUUUGGAUAUGACUGAUAAAGUUAUGGAUCAAUAUCCAGAGCUUGCGCUAAUGGGUUCCUGCUUAUUGGCUGUUUUGAUGAGAGACGAGGACGUGUAUGUGAUGAAUUUAGGAGAUAGCCGGGCAAUUGUUGCACAACACCAAGAAACAGAAGAUCCAUCUCAACCGCAGGAUAGUGGGAUUGUUGAUGACAGUGUAGUCAAGGAAUCCUUAGAUACAGUUGGGAAGGGGAACGACACAGAAAAUGAAGUUGCUGAUCAAGAUAUGAGGCUGACCGCGUUACAACUAUCUACCGAUCAUAGCACAAGCAUCGAAGAAGAAGUUAUUCGAAUUAAAAAUGAGCAUCCAGAUGACAACAAUUGUAUAGUAAAUGAUAGAGUCAAAGGUCGUCUGAAGGUUACUCGUGCUUUUGGUGCUGGAUCUCUCAAACAGGCGAAAUGGAAUGAUUCAUUAUUGGAGAUGUUUCGUAACGAGUAUAUUGGAAAUGCACCUUACAUAUCUUGCCUACCUUCUCUUAGACACCAUAAACUAUGUCCAAGAGACCAAUUUUUGGUUCUUUCAUCAGAUGGGUUGUAUCAGUACUUCACCAAUCAGGAAGUCGUGUCACACGUUGACAAUUUCAUGGAAAGGUUUCCUGAUGGGGACCCUGCUCAACACCUGAUUGAGGAGCUUCUUUUACGCGCGGCUAAGAAAGCUGGGAUGGAUUUACAUGAAUUGUUGGACAUUCCACAAGGAGAUCGUAGAAAAUACCAUGAUGAUGUGACAGUCAUGAUCAUUUCUCUUGAGGGAAGAAUAUGGAAAUCAUCUGGAAAAUAUCUCUAAACACCAUAAGAACCAAAGCAUAUCUCAUUUUUGCCCCAUGAUCCUCAAAAGCAAAGCCAAGCCUAUAUCUUGUUGUAGAAACUUCAACGUGGACCCACAUGUUGUGCGUCCGAAUGGAAUGUGCCAGGCAAAUGUGAUCAAAAAUUUAGCUAGAUGCCCAAAAAAUUGGUUGAAUAUGGAGUAAACAUGCUGGCGGCAAUCUUUCUUGACAAAGAGGGACUUAUUUUUUUUUUUAAAUUAGGUGAAGGGGGGUGGUAAAGAAUGGAUUAUUAUUUUUUUUCUUCUUAUUUUCUAUUAUCGUUAGAUUUUGCUGCAUAGGUGGAGAAAAUGUGGUUAAUUAGUUUUUCAUUCUCAACCUGAAAUAGGAUGUGGUUGUGGUUGUAAGUUAGGGGGGAGGUUUUUUCUUUCUUUUCUUACAUUUGUUAAGACAUUGAAAAAUUUUCACUUUCAAAAGUGAAAAUAUGUAAUUUUGAUGGUGGAUUACGAGAAUCCAUAAAGGAUGUUGUUGAAGCCAAACAUAUCAAGUAGGUUAGAGGGGCAAUUCAUUAUUCGGUAUGACUUUUUGCCAAAUGUAUCUAUAAAAACCUUAUCAGUUA